GGAGGCAAUUUUGUUUCCGUUCAAGGUCAAGGAUGGAUGGACUUCCUAGGCUCCCGGUUAUUAGUUUGCCUAUGAAAAAGUCUGAGUUAGUGCCUGAUCUACAGCCAUUGAAAAGGUACAUCGAAGUGCAAUAUCAACAAUCUCCUAGUCUCUUCGAGAAGGAAUUUAAUAGUUUUCUUAACUUACGAAAAUGUGCCUGCGAACCUUCUAUCGAUUACACUGGACUUUCUCAAUUGAAACGAUAUUAUGCUCAACUGCAGCUACUCAAAGGCAGGUUUCACUUUUCCGCUGCAAUGUGUACGGAUGUGACGUGGAAAUGGCAAGAUAUUUUUUCUGAUUGUCUCUUGGAGUCCUCGGAUAUUCGUUUAGAAGAAGCAUCCAUAAUGUAUAACAUCGCCGCCCUUCAUUCUAUUUUGGGUGUCAAAGAGAAGAGAGCAGAUGCAGAUAGUAUGAAAAUUGCUUGUACUCAUUUUCAAUGCGCCUCUUGGGCUCUAAAUACACUAGUCGAGCGUCAUCUGCCCGUAUCAGGUGCAACCGAUUUGACCAGUGAGCUCAUGCUACUCUUCGGGUCCUUGAUGCUAGCACAGGCUCAAGAAUGUGUUGUAGAAAAGUCUAUACUGGAUAACAGGCCGGCUAAUGUGACUGCUAAAUUAUCUCAGUACAUUAUGGAGGUUUACGAAAAUAUUGGUGCCCAGCUGUUAGGGUUUGAGUCUAAUGACAAAUUGGUCCUCCCAAAAUAUUCCAAAGAAUGGCGUCGUCGAUGUCAAAUAAAAACUAAUUUUUAUUCAUCGUUAACGGCUUAUUAUGCCGGUAUAAAUGAAGAAGAAAAUAAAGUUUAUGGCAAAGCUAUAGCAUGGUUUCAACUUGCUAAUAAUCAUAUGGAAGAUUGUAAGACGAAUGCGAAAAACUUCAAAGACUCAGAUAAUUUAUCUAUGACGGCUUCAGGUGGCACUUAUCGUGCCAGUGCCAUUUAUGCUGGAGAAGUGAUCUCUAAUAAGUUAACAAGUUCUACAAAAGAUAACGACUUUAUAUAUCAUGAGUUAAUUCCAAAGAUUGAGUCCCUUGAACAGAUUAAAGGAGUAUGUAUUGUCAAAGGCGUCCCAUUCGACCACAAUGAUAUCGAAGUCCGAGGUCAAGAUAUUUUCCAUCGACUUAUACCAAUGAAUGUGUUAGAGUCAGCUUCCAUAUAUAGUGAAAUGAAGGCAUCACUUCUGCGUACUUUAACUGGUGAAGUUGAUACAAAAGAAGAUGAGUUAGAUAAAUUUUUAUCUACGCUGUAUUUGGAUUCAACAAAAAUGUUAGCACCAGAUCCACCUUUCCCUCAAUCACUUUACAAUCUAUUCGCUCGUAUGGAUGCUGUAGAUAGAGAUCCUAAUGGUGAAUUGUCGAAACAAUUAAAAAGCUUGGUAAACCUGAGUGAUGAUGGCGAUAGUGAAUUUGAAAAUCUAUCUAUUAAAAUGAAAGAUAUGGAAGAAUUUUUCAAUAUACUAGUCACAACUAAAGGAAGUGAGAAAACAAAAAAUUUCAGUAUCAUUGUUAAAAAUUUUAAAGAACGAUUUAAAAAUCUUUCGGUUGCUAAUCAACAAGCGAAACAAUCUAAUAAUCAAUUAAAAGAAUUAAUCACUAAUCAAUUACAAUCAUUUGAUAAUAUAUUAAAAAUAUCAUUAGAAGAAUUUAUAAAGAAAUUACCAUCUGUAAAUCAUCUAAUUAAUGAUUCAACACUGAAUAAGAUCUCAAAUGAAUCUCAAAGAUUAUUUAAUAAAGUUUAUGAAAUGCGUCAACAACGUGUUGAAUUAAUUCAUAAAUUAAGAACUAAUUUACAUAUUGAUGAUGUUAAUAGUGAUCUACUUAUUAUUUCUGAUCAUGAUAAACAUAAUAUAAAUAAUUGGUUUGAUAAUCGUUUAAAAGCAAAACAUUAUGAUCUUGUUAAUAUUAUUAAACAAAAUUUAAAAGCACAAGAUAAUAUUCAAUCAGCUUUAAUUGAUUUAAAUGCUGAAUUUGCACCAAAAUGGACUGAAUUAUCAGAAAUUCGAAUCAAACGUUCUGAACAAAUCGAUAAUAUAUUAGCUGCUGGUGAAGCUUUUGAUGGUAUUCUGUCUAAAUCAAAACAAGGCAUUGACUUUUACAAUACAUUAAUCAAUCAAUUGAAAGAUCUUGAUAAAGAAGUUGAUCAAUUUAUUGAAGAUCUUAAUAAACAGUUACGUUUAUCAAUGGAUGAAUUGUCAAAACCUAUAUCUAAUCUAACAAUUGAGACUACACCUCGAUUACCGACUGUGUCAACGCCUUCAUUUCCAACACUUGGCGACUAUAUGAAAGCGAUGCGCCCAACCGCAGUACCUACUCAUCCUAAUAUGUAUAUGGGACCAAUGGGAUGGCCUGUGUCAACACUGACUUCAAGCCAACCAAGUCAACAGUUAAAUUUACCCACGAAUCCUGUUACUGUGUCUUCACAAUUCCCUACAACUUCUAUUUCACCGAAUCAUUCUGUAGUUAAUUCGUUUAUUCCAUCUGUGUCACCUGAUGUUUACUAUCAACAAACAAAUAUUAGUCAACCUUUUCCAUACCAUCCCACUUCUCAGCCCCCUUUUAGAGGUCCUAUGUCAUAUACACCACUGUACAACUCUCAACAGUUUCCAGCAACUGGUGUUAACAUUCAACCAUCUACUAUUCCGAUGCCUGGUUCAUCAUAUGCUGCAGGAUUUCAAACAACCAAUCCAAUGCAAACCACUGUUCGUCCUUCACCCACUGUAACUUAUGGCGCUCAUCAAGCUGCCAAUAUGGUAAAUCCUUUGGUACCUCCAAGUCAACGACCCAUUACUUCUUUUCCACAAACUACGAACAUACUUCCCUCACAACCAAAUAAUUUAUCUAGUACAUUCGAAUCUAGAUUUCUUAUGAAUAAUCCCCGAAUUCCUGUUCUCUCGUCUACAACAACAUCGUCACUAUCACAAUUUCCUGUACCUGUUAACAGUCGAUUCUCACAGCCUAACUUUAUUCAAACUUCCAUUCAAUCAACUAAUCCUUUAGUUCCACCAAAUUAUGCAUCAAUAAAUUCUAACCAGUUUCCUCCUCAGUCUGCUUGGCCAAAUCAAUCAAUCAAUAAUAAUCUGACUUAUCAAAAUCCUCCUCAAAACUAUUCAAAAACAUUACCUACAGAAAAUUUCAGCAUGGUCGGUAUUCAAUAUCCUCAAUCGAAUUCAUCUUUUCCAAAUACAUUAUCAUACCAGAAACCAAUAUCUCAUAUAAAUAAUUCCCCUGUGAAUUCUGGGCAAAUUUCGAUUGCAUCACAACACUCCUAUACGACUCUGCCUAAUCACAACCAGUCCAUACAUCCUGUUUCACAAUGUAACACUAAUGUAACAACACAGUCAUUAUUACCAACAAAUGUAACUCAGACUUAUCCAACUUCACAGUAUUCUGAUAGUAACAGUAAUAAUUCAACUGAACAAAAGUCAGAUCAAAUUAAACCAUUCAAUUCAGUUCUGGAUACCGAUAAUGAUACCUAUUUAUCAUCUUCUAGGUUGAAAUCAAUGUCUCCUAUUGAACCACAAGUUUUAACUAAAGAUGAUUUAGAUGCGAAACUAAGAGAGGAACGUUUACGUGAGGCCUAUUCAGGUAAUCCAAAUUCUCCGUCAAUACCGACUUCUACGUCAAAUUUUAUCAAAUCGUUAUCAUCAUCAUCAUCCAAUCCUACAACUGUCAAUGAAAGUAAAAACUCCUCUUUAAAUCCAAUCAAAUCUGAUUCACUUACAUCUUCAAUGGUUACAUCAAAUCCUGUUAACUGUCAAUCAGUUUUAUCAAAAUUUCCACCACCAGAACUAUUAUCUGAUCCACUUGUAUUAAAUCGUUUUAUCGCAUCUGCUGAAUUACUUCUUACAUGGUUAGAAAAUCCCAAUGAAUUAAUUUCUACCGGAGAUCUCGAUUACCCAAUAACUUCUUUAUCAAAUCUUACUAAUACUCAUACUAAUACGAUAACUCGAUUAAAUAAAGCAUGGCAAAAAGUACAAACACUUGCUAAUAAUUUUACAACUUCUAUUUAUUUCAAUGGUAAACGACCAACACAUGCAAUUGCUUUAUGUUGUCCAUUAAAAAAUCGUAAUCAAAAUUUUGUUCCCUAUGAUAACAAUCGUGUAAUAUUAAAAUCAUUAAAAAAUGAUUAUAUUAAUGCAAGUCAUAUUGAUUUUCAAAAUAAUUUAGGUGAAUGGUGUCCACGAUAUAUUAUUACACAAGCUCCAAUGAUUAAAACAGUAAUUGAUUUUUGGACAAUGAUACUUGAACAAAGUUGUGAAAUUGUAGUCACAUUAAUACCAUCACGUAUUAAUCAUACUAUUAAUUCAUUUGGUGAAGGAGCUUUUAGUGAUGAAAAUGAUCCAUUACGUAUUCCAGUUUAUUUACCAAUUAAUAAAACUGGUGCUAGAUUAUUAUUACCUGGAAGUAAUUUAGAAAUUCGAUUACAAUCAAUUAAACAAUCUUAUAUUGAAGGAAAUGUAAUAUCACAAGAUAAUAAUAAUAAUGAUAUUGAUAUAAAUGAUUCAAAUCGUAAUUCAAAUUCUUUAACACAACAUCAUCCAUGGACUGAACGAAUUAUUACUGUACAAGAUUUAAAUACAAAAAUAACACGUAGUCUAGUUCAUUUAACAUAUCAUCAUCAGUUUCCUUUAAAUAUUCCUUUAUCAGCAGAUUAUAACAAUAAUUCAAUUAAUGAUCCAAAUAUUAUACAAUUAGUUGCAUUCAUUAAUCAUGUACAUAGUUAUUAUAAACAACAACGUAAUUUAAUUCGACCUAUAGCAGUUGUUUGUGAAUAUGGUGCUGAAUUAAGUGGAAUAUUUGUUAUUGCAUCAGUUGGUAUAUUACAUGCAGAAAUGUUAGGUAGAAUGAGUGAUGUAUUCACUAUAGCUGGUUAUCUAUGUCAACAACGUUAUGGUGUAUUAAAUAAUUCAUGUCAAUUAUAUACUGCUGCUCGAUUAAUUGGUUAUUCAGCUAUUGAAACAGUAGCUAAAAAAGAUGUUGUUAUUGGACCAAGACAUAGACCAUCAUCAACACUGACAACAACAACAACCAAUAACUCGAAAGCAAGUAACUCAAUCAUUAAUUCAACACAAUUCAACAUGACUAAUCCAUUAGAUAAUAUUUUCUCAAAACAAUCUUUAAAAUUAGAUGAUUUAAUCUCAGUAGUUGAUAAAUGGUCUGCGUCUAAUAAAUCUGAAUCAAUUACUUCUUCUAAUGUAGAAACUGAAAAUAAGUUUACUAGUUCUAAUUUGGAAAAUGAUGAUUCCAAUCAAGCUACAUUGAAGAAUGAAAUGCCUGUUAAUGUUGAACAACAACCACAACAAAAAUCGAUUAAUGAAUUGAAUGUAAUUCCUUCAACGAUUGUAUCAUUAUCAGAUAAUCAAUCUAAUUUCUUAUUAUCACAAUCCUCAGAAAUCAAUAAACCGGCCAAUGAAUCUAAACUACCUGAACAUUUAGUUAAUUUAAAUAAUUUAACUAAAAAUUCUACAAAUAAUAAACGUUAUACUCGUCAAGAUUUUGAAAAUCAUUUCAAUUCUACUACGACAAUGACAACCACAACCACAACAACAACUACUACUAAUACUACUGAAAUACAUCAUCAUGAAUUCGAGUUCAAUUCAAAUGAUCCAUUGAAUAAAUUAGAUCCAUUAUGGAACUCGAAAUUACUUGAUGAUGAUCAUUCAGUGAAUUCUUAAUACGUUGAAUUUUCUUUUUCUUUUGUUUUUUUUUGAGCUUUCUCUUUCAUCUUUUUGUCUUAUUUUGAUUUUGUUCAAUUGUAUUAUUAUGAUUAUGAUUAUUAUUUAAAAGAUGAUUUAUUUUUUAAUC
Molecule: messenger RNA, 5835 nt
Organism: Schistosoma spindalis
Lineage: Eukaryota; Metazoa; Platyhelminthes; Trematoda; Strigeidida; Schistosomatidae
Source: the annotation of a GenBank genome assembly